AUGGAUAUUCUGAAACAAUUGGAACAAAAAAUAGAUUUUAUAAAUGAAAGAGUUAUCAAAUUGGAAAAAGAAAACAAAUUAAUCGAAUAUAAACUUAAGGAAUUAAAAUGUUACAGUAAUAUUGCUACAAGGGGUUGUCAUCAUUUGAAAGGAUGUGAAAGUGGCAUAUACAAUAUAAUUAAUCCACAAAUCAGCAAUAAUUCAUUUCAGGUUUCGUGCGAUUUAGAAACUCUUGGGGGCGGUUGGACUAUCAUACAGCGACGUCAAGAUGGUUCAGAAAAUUUCUAUAGAAAUUGGUCUGAGUAUACUAUUGGCUUCGGCAAUAUCACUAAUGAAUUUUUUAUGGGACUCAACAAACUGCAUGCCCUCACCUCUCUGGCAGAUCCACAAGAACUAUACAUAAUAUUAGAGGAUUUUAAAGGGGACAAAAAAUAUGCCAGAUAUGGAAUAUUUAAAAUUGAUUCAGAGAGCACAGAUUAUACGUUAACAGUGGAUGAUUAUUCCGGAAAUGCCGGUGAUAGUUUACAAUUUCAUAAUGGUAGUAAAUUUAGUACCAAUGAUCGGGACAAUGACAUAUAUUCCGGAAAUUGUGCCGAAUCGUUUAAGGGUAGUUGGUGGUAUAAGAACUGCUACUAUAGCAAUUUGAAUGGAAAAUAUUAUAAAAACACAACAUCACGUUUCGAUGGCGUCAACUGGAGGACAUUUAGAAAUUUCGAUUCGCUAAAAUUUGUACAAAUGAUGAUACGUCCAAAGGAAAAUUAAAAUAUUUCUUUUACAUUUAUUAUUACGCAUAAAAAAUUACAACAUAAUAAACGCCAAUUAAU
This is a messenger RNA of Lucilia sericata (common green bottle fly), 824 nucleotides long. Its product is annotated as fibrinogen C domain-containing protein 1-like. NCBI's taxonomy places the organism in Eukaryota, Metazoa, Arthropoda, Insecta, Diptera, Calliphoridae. The record is from RefSeq and is a predicted model, not a curated record. Bases 1 to 762 code for a protein of 253 amino acids. The transcript is spliced from 5 exons.